This is a messenger RNA of Paraglomus occultum, 285 nucleotides long. NCBI's taxonomy places the organism in Eukaryota, Fungi, Glomeromycota, Glomeromycetes, Paraglomerales, Paraglomeraceae. The record is from the annotation of a GenBank genome assembly.
AUGUCGUGGAAAGGGCUCAUUUCAAAGAAUUUAAAAGAGCUAAGAAUUCAUUUCUGCCAGAAAUCAAACACUAGCGACGGUGUUAGGGAAUUUCUUAAAGAAUCAUAUCCAGAGUUGAAAAGGCAGAACCCGCAUUUCCCUUUCCUUGUAAGAGAAGCUGCUGGAGUAGAAGCACGUUUUUUUGCUCGUUACGAUUAUGGAAUAGAGAAGAAAGCAGUUCUUGAUAAUUUAUCGGCAAAGGAUGUAGAAGCUGAACUGGAAAAAUUGGUCAAAGAAACGUCUUAA